This is a messenger RNA of Funneliformis geosporum, 1980 nucleotides long. The record is from the annotation of a GenBank genome assembly. Lineage: Eukaryota; Fungi; Glomeromycota; Glomeromycetes; Glomerales; Glomeraceae.
AUGGUGGUAGUAACACCUGAAAAACCGAAAUCUUCACUUAAUUAUAUCGAUUCUGAGAAAACAAAUUUAAGUAAAGAUUCGAUUGUUGAAGAACCAACAGUUACUGCGGCUGUUUUUACAAAAGAUGAUCCAAAUCUACCAUGUUUGACAUUUAGAUUUUGGGUUAUGAGUACGUUUUUCACCUCGCUUGGCGCAGCAAUAUCACAAUUCUACUAUUUCCGUCCAAAUAUUGGAUAUUUUUCCAUCUUUUUUGUGGUACUUGUAUCAAAUUAUAUUGGAAAAUGGAUGGCAGCUUUACUUCCGACGAGGAAAUUUCGAAUUUGGCGAUGGGAAUUCAGUUUUAAUCCAGGUCCGUUCAAUAUCAAAGAGCACGUUUGUAUAACAGUAGCUGCAAGUACUGGAGGUGUAUCAGCUUAUGCUACUGACAUCAUUGCCAUUCAAGAACUUUUCUAUCACCAGACAAUCAACUUUGUUACAGGUUUCCUAUUGCUUAUGAGUACUCAAAUUUUGGGAUAUGGACUCGCAGGAUUUCUUAGAAAAUACCUAGUUCGUCCAGCAAACAUGAUUUGGCCGUCUAACCUUGUAUUCGCAUCCAUGUUCAAUACGCUUCACGGCAAUUUGUCCGAAACACCUCCAUACGAUAGGUUAAUAAAUAGGUUAGGAAGCGGUUAUCAUGGUGUAGGACUUUUAAAUUUUUCAUUAGAUUGGAAUGCGAUUGGUCAAGUUGGACCGUUAUUUACUCCAUGGUGGGCCCAAGUGAAUUACUUUUUUGGUGCAAUUGUUGGUGCAUGGAUCAUUGCUCCACUUUUAUACUAUGCCAACGUCUUUGAAGCACAGAAAUUUCCAUUUAUAGCUAGAUAUUCUUUGGAUAAAUAUGGACAAAAAUAUAAUCAAUCGGCAAUCAUCGACGAAGAAACUGGAUCCUUAAACAUCACGGCUUAUGAGAAUUAUAGUCCAGUAUAUUUAUCAGUUACCUUUGCCUUUUCCUAUCUAUAUUCCUUCAUAUCGAUUACUUCAGCUAUGAUGAGAAUUUAUCCAGAAAUUCCAAAUACGUGGUACGCUAUAAUCUUUAUUGUUAUGUUAAUAAUUGCCAUCAUCCUUGGAUAUAAAACGGAUGCGAAUUUACCGUGGUGGGGGCUGCUUUUAGCUGUUGGAUUAGCAGCAGUCAUGGUGCUUCCUAUAGGUGUAAUUCAAGCUAUCUCCUUUAAUCAAGUUGGAUUGAAUGUGAUUUCUGAAAUGAUUUGUGGUUAUAUCCUUCCUGGCCGUCCUAUAGCCAAUGUUUACUUUAAAUGUUAUGGUUUCAUGACAAUGAGUCAAUGUCUUCUCCUUGUUUCCGAUCUUAAACUUGGUCAUUAUAUGAAAAUUCCUCCACGUUCUAUGUUCGUUUCUCAAAUGUACGGUACAGUCAUUGGAGGCCUUAUAAAUUAUUGGGUUUUAAAGCUUAUUAUUAUAUCAAAACGACCAUAUCUUGAUGGAACAAUGGAUGACCCAACCGGUCAAUGGACAGGAUUUAGAUCACAAGUCUUUAAUACGGCAUCAAUAGUGUGGGGUUUGAUUGGACCGGCAAGAACGUUUGGCUCUGGUUCUAUAUAUAACCCACUUUUAUGGGGAUUUGUGAUUGGGUUCGUCGCACCAGUUCCGUUUUAUUUAUUACAUCGAAAAUUCCCAAAACUUAGACUGGAUUUAGUAAAUAUACCAUUAAUUUGUACUGGAUUGCAAUUACUUCCUGAAAACUACACAAACUUUAUCAUUUCGGGAAUUUUUGUAAGUUUUAUGAGUCAAUUCUAUGCCUAUAGAUACAAUCGUCGAUGGUGGGAAAAGUAUAAUUACGUGCUUUCUGCUGCAUUUGCUAGCGCAGCACAAAUUGUAACGAUGAUUAUUUUCUUUUUUCUUAAUGGUGUUAUUAUGAAACCGUUUCCGGAAUGGUGGGGGAAUAAUCAUGAAACUCAAGGCGAAAGAUGUUUUGCUCAAGAUAAAUAA